Molecule: messenger RNA, 1628 nt
Organism: Prosopis cineraria
Lineage: Eukaryota; Viridiplantae; Streptophyta; Magnoliopsida; Fabales; Fabaceae
Exons: 4
Coding region: 170-1306 (378 amino acids)
Source: RefSeq, a predicted model, not a curated record
UGCCAUUAAAUUCUCUCUCCAAUCAUCGUCUUUCUCCUCCUCUGACUUUUUCCCCAGAAACUUCCUUGCCCUUUUGCUGGCUUCGAUUCUCAAACCUCAGUCCCUCACUGAUCAUUAACACAAAAUUAACCAUAAAUUCACUAAAUUUUCAUUAUUACUCUUUAUUCAGAUGUCUUGGAUCUUCAAGACUUUCCAAUCCAACGACGAUCUCCAAUCUCCUCAUCCUCACACAGCCGUUACAUCCUCGUCUUCACCGGAGCGGAGCUCCUCCGGCGAUCGCCGCGGUAGCUCUGCUCUCAAAGGUGACGUAUCCUCUCUUCUCCGAGGCGUCGCCAAUUUCCUCGCUCCGCCGCCAUCUUCUUCUUCCGCCGGCCAUUCUGUGGACUCGUCGUCAAGAAGUCUUGAUGUCGAUGGGAUCAGGAACGAUCUCGUGGAGAUCGGUGGAACCUUCAAGAGCUCGCUCUCCCUUCUCUCCUCCAACAAAGUUUUCACUGGAAUUUCCGAGCUUACUUCUCAGUUUUUGCAGUCUGAGGGCCAUGUUUUAGAUGAUGAUCAAGAAGAUGGUAAUGGUAAAGGUGAUCAUCGGAAUGAUGGGGUUGUGCCGGGCACGACGGAUGAGGUUGUUCGUUUUGUGAGAGAAAUUGCUAGGCGGCCCGAGUGUUGGACCGAGUUUCCCUCGCCACUCGAUCAUGAUUUCAGCAUGUCGAAUUCUCAGAGAGAACAUGCGUUGACUAUAGAAACACUGGUGCCUGAGUUGGUUUCACUUAGACUCAAUCUUUGCAGUUACAUGAAUGUGGAAAAAUUCUGGAUGAUCUAUUUUUUGCUAUUGCUUCCAAGACUAAAUCAACAUGAUUUUGAGUGCCUGUCAACCCCCAAGAUUGUUGAAGCAAGGGAUGCGCUUCUGCAGAAACUCCAAGAGAAGAGAAACUGUCAGGUGGAAGAACGUGAACAAUUAAGUCCGGAUCAAGAGCAGAGGGAAGACAGUAUAAUAGGGAGAGAAAAUAUUCCAUCCGAGAAAAACCAUAUUACAGCCGAGAGAAAAGAUGCAGUAACAGGUCUAAAAAUUGAUGACAAGGAAGACGUCUCAUUCAGUGAGCUAGAAGAUGAUGGUAGCGAUCUUUCCGAUAGAACAUCAGGCCAUAGGAGGACCCAUGACACAAGGGGUUCAUCACCUGAUGGAUCUAGCGACUGGGUUCAGCUGAGUGAAAAUUCAGAGAGAGGAGGUGGCGGGUGCGGGGCUGUCCAUUCUAAAGGUAAGGAUUCGGAAGAUGAGUCAAAUGAUUGGCUUGCUGUUGAUGAUUUUUAAUUAGAUUUAUUGAUUGAUUCAGUGAUUGAAAAGAUUCAACUUCUGUCCUAAUUCUGGGGCUCUGUAUUUAGAAAAAUUUCACAAUGGUGUAAAGGAUUUUUUACUCAGUUCUCCCAACUUAAUAUUUUCUGUAUAAAAGUUCCUGUGGCAGCCACAUUUUUCUUAUAUACAGGGAAGGCAAAUAAAAGGGUAGAUACAUGCAAAAAGCUGAAGUGCUGCUGUUUUUAAGUAUUUACUAUUCAGUUUCUUAACAAAAAAUACAAUAAGUGGAAAAUUUCUUGCAGCUUAACAUAUUAUUGUCGUGUUAUUUCCUCUGCCUGGA